ACUGUGAUGCCCCACUGGCCUCUGCCUUGCCUAGGUCAUCCUUCAGCAGCUCCUCAGAGCUGUCCAGCAGCCACGGCCCUGGGUUUUCGAGGCUCAAUCGAAGAGAUGGAGCUGGUGGCUGGACCCCACUUGUGUCAAAUAAAUACCAAUGGCUGCAAAUUGACCUUGGAGAGAGAAUGGAGGUCACUGCCGUGGCCACCCAAGGAGGAUAUGGGAGCUCUGACUGGGUGACCAGCUACCUCCUGAUGUUCAGUGAUGCUGGGAGAAACUGGAAGCAGUAUCGCCGAGAAGAAAGCAUCUGGGGUUUUCCAGGAAACACAAACGCAGACAGUGUGGUGCACUACAGACUCCAGCCUCCCUUUGAAGCCAGGUUCCUGCGCUUUCUCCCUUUAGCCUGGAACCCCAGGGGUAGGAUUGGGAUGCGGAUCGAAGUGUACGGAUGUGCAUAUAAAUCCGAGGUGGUUUAUUUUGAUGGACAAAGUGCUCUGCUGUACAAACUUGAUAAAAAACCUUUAAAACCAGUAAGGGACAUUAUUUCUUUGAAAUUUAAAGCCAUACAGAGCAAUGGAAUUCUACUUCACAGAGAAGGACAACAUGGAAAUCACAUUACUCUGGAAUUAAUUAAAGGAAAACUUGUCUUUUUUCUUAAUUCAGGCAAUGCUAAGGUGCCUACCACUAUUGCUCCUGUGACCCUCACCCUGGGCAGCCUGCUGGACGACCAGCACUGGCAUUCUGUCCUCAUUGAGCUCCUCGACACGCAGGUCAACUUCACCGUGGACAAACACACUCAUCAUUUCCAAGCAAAGGGAGAAUCCAGUUACUUGGAUCUUAAUUUUGAGAUCAGCUUUGGGGGAGUUCCGACACCUGGAAGAGCACGGGCAUUCACACGUAAAAGCUUUCAUGGCUGUUUAGAAAAUCUGUAUUAUAAUGGAGUGGAUGUUACCGAAUUAGCCAAGAAAAACAAACCACAGAUCCUCAUGAUGGGAAAUGUGUCCUUCUCAUGUCCACAGCCACAGACUGUCCCUGUGACUUUUCUGAGCUCCAGGAGUUAUCUGGCUCUGCCGGGCAACUCUGGGGAGGACAAAGUGUCUGUCACUUUCCAAUUUCGAAGGUGGAACAGAGCAGGACAUUUGCUUUUCGGCGAACUUCAACGUGGUUCAGGGAGUUUCGUCCUCUUUCUUAAGGAUGGCAAGCUCAAACUGAGUCUCUUCCAGCCGGGACAGUCAAGGAAUGUCACAGCAGGUGCUGGAUUAAACGAUGGGCAGUGGCACUCUGUGUCCUUAUCUGCUAAGUGGAGCCAUAUGAAUGUGGUGGUGGACGAUGACACCGCUGUUCAGCCUCUGGUGGCUGUGCUCAUUGAUUCAGGUGACACCUAUUAUUUUGGAGGCUGCCUGGACAACAGCUCUGGCUCUGGAUGUAAAAGUCCGGUGGGAGGGUUUCAGGGCUGCCUGAGGCUCAUCACCAUUGGUGACAAAGCGGUGGAUCCCAUCUCAGUACAGCAGGGGGCGCUGGGGAGGUUCAGGGACCUCCAGAUAGACUCCUGCGGCAUCACAGACAGGUGCUUGCCCAGCUACUGUGAGCAUGGGGGCGCGUGUUCCCAGUCGUGGGACACCUUCUCCUGUGACUGUCUGGGCACAGGCUACACGGGCGAGACCUGUCAUUCCUCUCUCUACGAGCAGUCUUGUGAGGCCCACAAGCACCGAGGGAACCCGUCUGGGCUUUACUAUAUUGAUGCAGAUGGAAGUGGCCCCCUGGGACCAUUUCUUGUGUACUGCAAUAUGACAGCAGACGCCGCGUGGACCGUGGUGCGGCACGGCGGCCCCGACGCGGUGACCGUCCGAGGUGCCCCCAGCGGGCGCCCGCGCUCGGCUGUGUCCUUCGCGUACGCGGCGGGCGCGGGGCAGCUGCGGGCCGCGGUGAGCCUGGCGGAGCACUGCGAGCAGCGGCUGGCUCUGCGCUGCGGGACCGCGCGGCGCCCGGACUCACGAGAUGGAACCCCACUGAGCUGGUGGGUUGGAAGAACCAAUGAAACACACACUUACUGGGGAGGUUCUCUGCCUGAUGCUCAAAAGUGUACUUGUGGAUUAGAGGGGAACUGCAUUGAUUCUCAGUAUUACUGCAACUGUGAUGCUGGCCGGAAUGAAUGGGCCAGUGACACAAUAGUCCUUUCCCAAAAGGAGCACCUGCCAGUCACUCAGAUUGUGAUGAUGGACGCAGGCCAACCGCAUUCCGAAGCAGCUUAUACACUGGGGCCGCUGCUCUGCCACGGAGACAAGUCAUUUUGGAAUUCAGCUUCCUUCAACACUGAGACUUCAUACCUUCAUUUCCCUGCUUUCCACGGAGAACUCACUGCUGACGUGUGUUUCUUUUUUAAGACCACAGUUUCCUCCGGGGUGUUUAUGGAGAACCUGGGAAUCACAGACUUCAUCAGGAUUGAGCUGCGGGCUCCCACAGAAGUGACCUUUUCCUUUGAUGUGGGGAAUGGACCUUGUGAGGUCACGGUGCAGUCACCCACUCCCUUUAAUGACAAUCGGUGGCACCACGUGAGGGCAGAGAGAAAUGUUAAAGGAGCGUCUCUUCAAGUCGAUCAGCUUCCUCAGAAGAUGCAGCCUGCCCCUGCUGAUGGGCACGUUCGUUUACAGCUCAACAGCCAGCUCUUCAUUGGUGGAACGGCCGCCAGACAGAGAGGCUUUCUAGGAUGCAUUCGGUCUCUGCAGUUGAACGGGGUGGCCCUGGACCUGGAAGAAAGAGCCACAGUGACGCCAGGAGUGGAGCCUGGGUGUGCAGGACACUGCAGCACCUAUGGACACUUGUGUCGCAAUGGAGGGAGAUGCAGAGAGAAACGCAGAGGGGUCGCCUGUGACUGUGCCUUCUCGGCAUAUGAUGGGCCGUUCUGCUCCAAUGAGAUUUCCGCAUAUUUUCAAACUGGCUCCUCAAUGACAUAUCAUUUUCAAGAACAUUACACUUUAAGUGAAAACUCCAGCUCCCUCGUUUCUUCGUUACACAGAGAUGUAACAUUGACCAGAGAAAUGAUCACGCUGAGCUUCCGAACCACACAAACUCCGAGCUUAUUGCUGUAUGUGAGCUCUUUCUAUGAGGAAUACCUUUCAGUUAUCCUCGCCAACAAUGGAAGUUUGCAGAUUAGGUACAAGCUAGAUAGACAUCAAAAUCCUGAUGCAUUUGCCUUUGAUUUUAAAAACAUGGCUGAUGGGCAACUUCACCAAGUGAAAAUUAACAGAGAAGACGCAGUGGUCGUGGUAGAGGUUAACCAGAGUGCAAAGAAACAAGUCAUCUUGUCCUCAGGGACAGAAUUCAACGCCGUCAAAUCUCUCAUAUUGGGAAAGGUUUUAGAGGCCGCCGGCGCGGACCCGGACACACGGCGGGCAGCGGCGAGUGGCUUCACUGGCUGCCUCUCCGCGGUGCGCUUUGGCCGCGCUGCUCCCCUGAAGGCGGCGCUGCGCCCCGGCGGCCCCUCCCGGGUCACCGUGCGCGGCCACGUGGCCCCAGUGACCCGCUGCGCGGCGGGGGCAGCGUCCGGCUCCCCGGCUCGGGAACUGGCUCCCCGACUCGCAGGGGGCGCAGGUCGUUCUGGACCAGCGGAUGAGGGAGAGCCCUUGGUUAAUGCGGACAGAAGAGACUCUGCGGUCAUCGGAGGCGUGAUAGCAGUUGUGAUAUUUAUUUUGCUUUGCAUCACUGCCAUAGCCAUACGCAUCUAUCAACAGAGAAAGUUACGCAAAGAAAAUGAGUCAAAAGUCUCAAAAAAAGAAGAGUGCUGAGACAGCUCUAAACAGCGAGCUCUGUGUGCAAAACACAGUCCAUGAAGGCCAGAAAGAGUGAGUCUUCUGAUUGGCAGCUGUGGCUGUCUCUGUCACCGCGACUGCGGACUUGCCUGCUGUUGCCAUCAGGGUGCACACAGUGGGUGCAGUGCUAUCACCUGGCUGAAGACCUGCAGCCUCAGAGCCUCUGGGAGGCCCCUUUCUCCCUCCGUGAAACACAGUCCUCCGUCAAUUUCCGAACGGUGAAUUAGGUGUGGCCAUUCAUCACUGUUCAGUAGCUUCCCCAUUCAAAGACUCUUCUAAAACUGCAGUUUGAUCUGUGUUAAUAAUUGUGGGGUUUUAGAUGAGAAAAUGAUGAUAAAGCUGUGACCCUACUUUAUUUUUUAAAAAUGACAGAACUUUUGUUCAGAUGUAAAAGACAAAAUUGUACUUUGUUAAUGUAAAAUGCAUUUGUAAAAUGCUUUUUGUUACUUGAAAACAUAUCUGGGAUCCCUUUUUUUGGUCCUCUGCUGAUGUUUAUAAAACAGGAAAUGCUUCUUAGUUUACCUUCACUGGCUUUUCCAUAGUCCUGGAAUCCAGAGCCAAGUGGCCUACCCAAAAUUUACAGCCCUUUUCUUCCCCCAUAUGAUGGUUAAUACAACACAGUAGAAGCCUGGAAAUACCACCAUUAUUUUUGGUGUAUUGCUUUUUCUAAUUGACUGUUUUUAAUCAUUUUGAUAAAUUUUAAUGUUGAAAUUAAUAUUGAAUGUUAGCUAUGAAAUUUUAGUAUUGAAUUUUGUAAUGGAACAGAAAAUUGGUAGGUAACAAGAUGCAAGAGGAUGUCAAUACAAGAUUGUCUGCCUAUUUUUCUUUGUAAUUUGUAAUUACAGUUUUUGUAAAUUGUGAUUAUGUUUUUAACUAAAUUUACAACCAGAUAUAAACACUACUUCUUACACAGAGUUAUCCUUUAUUUGUGUCAUUAAUACCUGAAUGAAACAUCAUCCUAAACUUAUUUCCCCAAAAUAUUGAGAAGUCAUAGCUGUUUUUCUCUAUCAUUCAUUUCUCUUUUUCUAAAAGUUGUUACUGAUACGCCUUUAAUUUCCUGUGACUCUAUUAUGUUGUACAGAACAUCUUUUCAAUUUAUUUAAAAAAAAUAGCUUAACUGAAGAUCACUAAUUCCUUUUCUAAAUUUUGAACUGCUCUAGGUAUAAAUAUCAUUGUGUAUUAUCAUCUCAUCUAAUCACUUUUGGAAUGUAAACUGAAAGCUGUUCACUCCAAGAAAAGUUAGCAUUUAUAUGAUGCCUAUUAAAUCUGCCAUUCUGAUCACAGGUUUAUGACCAUGGGGCCAAAUUUCCAUAGAUUACCCAAAGUUGAAUAUAUGCUAUUAACUGGAACAUGUCUCAUUAAGGUUUACAUACACACUAAGACAGCAAAGGAUUGGAAUUAACGUUAUGGAGACAGUUCCAAGGACUAAUAUUGAAGCAGUGGUUAUUUGAUAAUGCAUGGAACCACCAUUUGGAUUCAAUAAACCAAUUAUAUAAAAGCAGUGAUGCUACGGUCUUCAUAUUCCACAUACCACCUGCCUACCAGGGACUAAUGAGAUGGUAUAUUUCUUCCACAUCAGGGCAAGUUGAAAAUAUACUGAUUCAGCAUUACUAUAACAUAAAUGAAUUUCCAUCUUCUCAUUUGUGUUGUUUUUGAAAGAAUGAAUACACUCUCUGUCUUAAAUCUGCUCUUAACAAAUGAUCUCUUCUCAGAAUACUACAUCUGUAUUGAAAGUACAGACAGCCCAUUGCUCACUGCACUUUUUGCAAGACAGCAAAACGAAUGCAUCAAAUUAUAUUGAUACAUCAUCACCAUCAAUCUUUUGUACUGAUUUUCAGACUUAAUCUUAUUUGAAAGUAAACUCAUUUUUAAAUAAAAUAAAAAAUAUUUUAGGGAAUGCUCUAUAAAAUUAAAAUUACAAAAUUAUAUGCUUUUUAAAUUUAUGCAAAAAUGUGCAGACAAAUGUAUUCUGUAUUGGUUUAUGCAUUACUUUACCCUUGUAUAUUUUGAGAUUAUUAAGAUUUGUUGACCUUUUUUGAUUUGAUAUUUAUCAUCUGUUAAACUUUUUAUUUUAAAUUAUUAAACGCGAAGUGCAAGAAAAAGAGAUAAAUAUUUACUGAUUGCUAGAUGUAAAAAUAUCUCUGAAUGUAUAUAUUUAAACUUCUGCCAGAGAGCAACCAUCUAACAGUCAACUUACUAAAAUCUAAAGUACUUUU
Messenger RNA from Mandrillus leucophaeus (drill), 6016 nucleotides. RefSeq names its product contactin associated protein-like 3 (gene CNTNAP3). The transcript is spliced from 23 exons. Bases 177 to 3776 code for a protein of 1199 amino acids. Lineage: Eukaryota; Metazoa; Chordata; Mammalia; Primates; Cercopithecidae. The record is from RefSeq and is a predicted model, not a curated record.